GCUUUAUGGAAUUUCUAUCUCCCUCCAUUCCAUUUCUAUAUUCGCGCUUCUUUUUCGUCACUUUUCUUCUUUACGGUUACGGUUAAAGUCUGUUUCACACUUUUCUCGCCGGCAAUACUGCUUCCGUUUUCACCUCCUCCUUCCACCGCAGUGCUAGCAAGUUUGCACCCUGGCCUAGGAUCCUAGAUCCGCCACUGGUUACAUUUACAGGUGAGAAGGGGAAGGAACGGUGACUAGAUAAACCUAUCUAUGAGUUGGUGGGAAGGCGUUCAGGAAUCCCGGGUUCUCGUUGCCCCAGAUCCUGGUACAAAUGGAAAUGGUUUGGGACAUAUGAUAUUGCUCCGUCAUCCCAGAUCUGGAAAUGCAACACAAUAUCUCUUUGUAAAUGGGAUGCUUCAAGAAUUUCAGUGGUUUAAGAACUUGUACGGAUCUUGGUUUUUGGGAGAUUAUACAAGUGAAGAUGGUCGACUGUAUUUAUCCACCCCUGUUGAUCCGGUUUUCAUCAUGUUACCCAUAUUUGAGGAAGCUAGAAUGAAGAAAGGCGAUGAUUUGGGCAAGUUCAGGCAAUUGGAUGAGAUCUUGUUUAUUGAUGGGUAUCCAGGAUAUCAGCAGUUAACGUCCCUUGUGGAGAACUGUAUGCAAGUAGUUUGUGAGGUCAAAGAAGUAGGAUCCAUAAAAUUCUUUAGACUCGAUGACACGAAGGUUUUGCGUUGGCUGUGCUAUAAGGUUUGUCAGCUAAAACAGACACUACCCAAGUUGGACAAAAACUAUGCUGUUCAAUCAGAGAAAGACACGUUGGUUGAUGCAGUUUCUAUAUUAGGAGAGUAUUUAAAUGAAGAGCACUGGUUGCAGCCUUUGUGUAACCAUCUUAAGUUAAACAUACUUGAGGUUACAGGAAAAACACAAGCAAAUGCUGAGGAAAGUAAUCCGCCUGGUCUGUAUAAUGUACCGCAGGAACAGAGUGAUGAUAAGAAGGGUACAAUUGUGAAGAAGGGAAGACAAGCAAAGAAGAUAAAACUGGAGACAGAAUCACAUAACAUCAAAGACAUGUUUUCAAGGGCCUCCCGAAGGAAAAAGUAAACCUUUUUUUGGUGAAAAAUUGGAAAUGGGUCAUUUUCUGAUUGUAUUAUUAUCAUUUUCUAGACACUUGAGUAGUGGAUUUGAGUCAGAUCCUGGUUUGUAGUUUAAUUCCAGAUUUUAUCAUCAAUUCCUAUUUCAUUUGCAUCAUUAA
Molecule: messenger RNA, 1231 nt
Organism: Trifolium pratense (red clover)
Lineage: Eukaryota; Viridiplantae; Streptophyta; Magnoliopsida; Fabales; Fabaceae
Product: ribonuclease H2 subunit B-like
Exons: 11
Coding region: 250-1080 (276 amino acids)
Biological process (GO): RNA catabolic process; ribonucleotide metabolic process
Cellular component (GO): ribonuclease H2 complex; nucleoplasm
Source: RefSeq, a predicted model, not a curated record